This is a messenger RNA of Fonticula alba, 2417 nucleotides long. RefSeq lists its product as hypothetical. Gene Ontology annotation, cellular component: cytoplasm. The transcript is spliced from 7 exons. Lineage: Eukaryota; Rotosphaerida; Fonticulaceae. The record is from RefSeq and is a predicted model, not a curated record. The coding region runs from base 138 to 2255 and encodes 705 amino acids.
CCCCCGUUGCCACACCUUCCCUGUUCCCGGCCCCUCUCCCCUGCCUUUGCUACUGUUCCUGUCUCGUCAACUUCCAGGCCGAGCCUCCCGCCUUCUUUGUGCGCGUGUGCGCGCGCACCCCCUCCCUCCGGCUACCAAUGCACCCGGACUACUGUGUCCAGCUGUCAGUGUCGUCAUCGGUACCGGCAGCCGCCCGAUGCCGGUACCCUCUUCACAGUGCCAUCUGGGACAACAAUGUGACGGCACUCCGGUCGAUGAUCACCCUGCUUCGUGUCCGCGGCGUCAAGCCCCAAGACCCGGGGGGGAUCGACGAGCCCGAUCUCCGUGGGUAUACCCCCCUGCACCUGUGUGUUCUCUUGCCCGAUCGGGAGGAGUGUCUCUUUGCCCUGUUCAGCCAGAGCAGCCCGGAGACCCGGGUCAAAUGUCCGGACGGCUGGUCCCCCCUUAGCGAGGCCAUUUGCCAGGAUAAUGUCAAUGCUUUGAGUCGAAUUCUGGAGCACCGCUUCAAGAAGAUCGGCGGCCGGUCGAUGCCGAUCUCGCCGGCCAUCCGGAAUCUCAUCAGCCAAAUGUCCGACAUCCCGGACUUCACCGUGGAGAUCGACUGGCUCCUCAAGACCCACGUGCCGCUGCUUGGCCGCCUGACGCCGCGCGAUACCCUGCGCCUGACGAAGAUCGGUUCGGCCCUGCGCAUUGACAUGACAGCCAUCGGGUUGAAUGUGUCGGCCAGCAACAUCAUUUCCGGCGAUUCGGUUGAGCGGGGCAAUGUGAGUCUCUUCAUCUUGGGCAAUUGCGACGAUUCGGUGCUGGACAGUGACAAUCCGAUUGUCAUUGCCCAUUGCGACACGUCCAUUUGCUUGAGGUCGCAAUUCAGCAAUUCCAUCGUCUUUGUGGAUCAUGACAAGCAAAUCAUCACCCGGCUGCCGGAUUUCGAGGACCUCGAGCGGGACCGGCUCCGAAACAACAACAUCUUCAGCACGAACCUCCGGCGGCUGCGGGGGAAGAAGCGCACCUGCACGCGGGUCCUGCUGAACCAGUGGACCUGUGUGGAGCGCCCCCCGCGAGUGGGCAUGGCCAGCCGGAUUGGCGGGUGGUUUCGUGGGUUCCGUGGGGCCGGCGGCCGAGUGGUGGUCGGGCCGGCCAGCGACGCCGAGCCGCAUUAUGUCCUGCAAAAUGGCUUCCCCUGUCGGGUGUAUGACAUCUCGGGGAUUCUUUUCGAGCGCACGGUCCGCCGCCUAGACGUGCCACUUGACCGCGGGUCGGCCGGUCGAAAGGAUGCCACGGCGUCGGCCGUCACCGGCGCUGUGUCGCCAACCGCCGCCGUCACCGCCGCCGUCACCGCCGCCGCCACCUCGGCUCACCAGUCUGACGGGAUAGAUCCCUCGGGGGACAUUGAGGAUGACGAUUCGGCUCCUGGGGACAUGAGCCAAGAUGACGCGGACCUGGGCUUCGACGACUCGGACUCCGACGAUGAGAAUUUCGUCGAGGCGGUUGAAGGCCCGGCCGGGGGGCUGGCGGCCAUGCCGCUGGCCGACGGGCAGGCCGCCUCGCCGGGGUACUACUUCGAUCCGGCGCUGCCGCCCCUGCGCCCGGAGAAUCUGACCGGCAAGCGGCGUGUGCAGCAGGUCCGGUCCUUCUCGCUGAACCUCUCGAUCUCCUCGAGCACCGAGUUCCCCCUGCAGAUUGAGCAUCUUGUGCCGGUGAUCCGGGCCUUGCGCUCCUCCUUCACAGUCUUCCACCACGUGGCGGCGGUCUUCGGCGUGACGGACUCGCCCCCGGGGCCGGAGAGUCAUCUUCCGGCUGUCGGCGGUGCGGCCCCGGCCUCGGCGCGGCUCCCGCCUGGCUUCCCGGUUCGCAUUGAGGUGCCCUUCUUCAAGAUCGCGCAGCUGGUGGUGGAUUUCGGCCGGGCCACGGUAUUUGACGCGGCCGGCCUGUCGUCCUCGAUGGGGGGAUCCCCCGCCGGCAGUUUGCCGGACACUGGCGCCGGGCCGGCUCAAGCAACUCCCCCCGGGCUCGAGGGGGCCUCUCUGCCGACGACUUCGCAGCUGGACUCGGUCUUCGAGCCGAAUGGCCCGAUGGCCGAGGUGGCCGGGGCCGCCGGGGCAUGCGCGUCACCGGAAGGUCACUCAGCCUCCGGCGCGGUGUCCCCCCCUGCCGGGUCCCAGGCUGAGCAGUAUGUCCAAUGCCAGGGGCUAUUCUAUUUGCCUGACUCCUAUGUGGAGGUGGAGCACCAAAGCCUCCCGCACCAGUCAUCUUGACCUGUCGGCGUGGUACUUGCCCUUGUGCCCCUGCCUUUGGGCCGCCCCUCCCCCUCGUGCGAAGGGUCUCCCCCCUCGCUCCUUGCCUUCCCCCUCCCCCUCGGGGUCUAGAUGCAGGGUGCCUGCGGAGGUGUGCAGCGAAAAAUGCAUCUCCUUGUUCCC